This is a messenger RNA of Pseudopipra pipra, 986 nucleotides long. Its product is annotated as olfactory receptor 14A16-like. Lineage: Eukaryota; Metazoa; Chordata; Aves; Passeriformes; Pipridae. Gene Ontology annotation, biological process: G protein-coupled receptor signaling pathway. The transcript has a single exon. The record is from RefSeq and is a predicted model, not a curated record. Bases 1 to 972 code for a protein of 323 amino acids. Gene Ontology annotation, molecular function: G protein-coupled receptor activity; olfactory receptor activity. Gene Ontology annotation, cellular component: membrane.
AUGUCCAACAGCAGCUCCAUGCCCCAGUUCCUCCUCCUGGCAUUUGCAGACAGGCGGGAGCUGCAGCUCCUGCACUUCUGGCUCUUCCUGGCCAUCUCCCUGGCUGCCCUCCUGGCCAACGGCCUCAUCCUCAGCGCUGUAGCCUGUGACCACCACCUGCACACCCCCAUGGGCUUCUUCCUGCUCAACCUCUCCCUCACAGACCUGGGCUGCAUCUGCACCACUGUCCCCAAAGCCAUGGACAAUUCUCUCCGGGACACCCCAACCAUCUCUUAUAUGGGAUGUGCUGCACAGGUCUUUCUGCUUGUCUUCUUUCUUGACGCAGAGUAUUUCCUCCUCACUGUCAUGUGCUACGACCGCUACGUUGCCAUCUGCAAACCCCUGCACUACGGGACCCUCCUGGGCAGCAGAGCUUGUGCCCACAUGGCAGCAGCUGCCUGGGCCACUGCCUUUCUCAAUGCUCUGCUGCUCACAGCCAAUACAUUUUCCCUGCCCCUGUGCCAGGGCAAUGCUCUGGGCCAGUUCUUCUGUGAACUCCCACACAUCCUCAAGCUCUCCUGCUCACACUCAGGCUACCUCAGGGAAAUUGUGCUCACUGUGGUUAUUGCCUGUUUAAUGUUUGGUUGUUUUAUUUUCAUUGUUUUCUCCUAUGUGCAGAUCUUCAAGGCUGUGCUGAGGAUCCCCUCUGAGAAGGGACGGCACAAAGCCUUUUCCACGUGCCUCCCUCACCUGGCCGUGGUCUCUCUGUUUAUUACCACCUCAUUCUUUGUCUACCUGAAGCCCCCUUCCACCUCCUCCCCAUCCGUUGAUCUAGUGGUGUCAGUUCUUUACUCAGUGGUACCUCCAGCACUGAACCCCCUCAUCUACAGCCUCAGGAACCAGGAGCUCAAGGAUGCUCUGAGGAAACUCAUAACUGGGUGUUUUUCAGAAGCAAUAAACUCUCCUUCUUCUCUAUGUUAUGUACCUCAUUAAAGGCCAAUCCUGUU